Molecule: messenger RNA, 1485 nt
Organism: Babesia bovis T2Bo
Lineage: Eukaryota; Apicomplexa; Aconoidasida; Piroplasmida; Babesiidae
Exons: 1
Coding region: 194-946 (250 amino acids)
Source: RefSeq, a predicted model, not a curated record
AAAUAUACGUUCCUUUGCAUUUUAUCGAGUGGUGGCACUUUGAUAGUCCACGAGUAAACAGUCGAUAGGUAUUUUAUUAUCAGUGCGGUAGUAUCUUUUUCAAAUAAUUCAGGAAGCAAUUCCCUGAGAACUCUAUCAUAUGCCUUAAGAAAAAUCGUCUACUUGUAAACUGUAAACACGCUCUACUGCUAAGAUGGCAAGGAAGAUUGCUGCAUUUUCUUUUUCGGUGCUGGGUAAUGUGUUAAAAUUACUGCUAGCUGUAACUUUGUUAACUAAUGUUCUCUGUGAACAUCAAGUGGCUGACAAGGUUACCGAUGGUGCUCAUCCUAGUUGCAUGGGUCUGACGGAACCAUCACCGAGUCAUUCGCUUUUUGAUGGGUCAUACUUCACGUAUUCCACACCAGGUUUUACGGAUGAUGUUGCUGUUUCUCAAGAUGCCACAACCAAUGCCGACACACCAAAUGAUGUCACAUCCAGUGAUGCCACCGCCAUUGAUGACAAGAAAUUUGAGUAUCGAACAUCUGUAUAUUUGGUGGAACCGCCAUAUCCACAGCAAUACAGUGUCCGUGAGAAUAAAGAUGUUGACAUGGAUGUUGUAGCCGACCACGUUGGCAAAGUUGUCAGGAAAAUUGCCUCUUAUGUUCCACAGAAUCAUGAGGAUGCCGUAUACAAGCAGCUAACUGAAAAAUUCAGUCAUGGUCAACCCAUCCCUAUACCAACGUAUUUGGCAUAUUCUCUUGCUGGUAUCUCUGAUGGUAAAUUGAGAGGCAACAAUUUUGAAGGACUUUUAGAUUGUUUAGCUGAUAUAAUGUUGAAAAGUGAUUCUGAUGAAACGUCCAAUCCGUUUAUUAUCCCAAACUUAUUCCAAAAAUGGUGGAGGAACAAGCAACUGGAAAAGACGAGGAAUAAUGUGAAAGAAUAUUUGAAAAGGGCUUUAUUUUCCUAAGACAACGAUCUUCAUGACGAAGGGGCAAUAAUUGCUAUAAGCUGAAUACGUCUCAUCAAGCGUGAGCUAUAUCAAUACUGGCAUUUCGGUUUAAUGUUUCAAGUCGUAUUCAUACCUAUCUAGGUUUAUUGAUAUGUCGAUAAAGAUAAUGGGAUCAACUGUUUCCAUAACACUGUUUCAUAGACGACUAAUACACUGGAUGUUAAGCGGAUAUCCAACUAGUUUAUUUACCACCCACAAUAUAACAGAGCUUUCUCCGAGAUCUUCCUUAAGGUAUUUAAACAAUUCAGUGGCAUUCUAGUCUAACAUUCUAAGGCUGUGUCUCGUGGAAAGAAUAACUGUUCAAACAAAGAUUUGGACGACUCUUAAUGGAGCGUAUUUAAAUGGUUGUCGCACACUAGCAGAGUGGAAUAUCACGUUUAAUGCAAUGUUGAGUUGGCAUUCUGUAGCGAGCUUUAACCAACAUAUUGCACGAACCAUGUGAUCACCGAACGACACAGCUUUUGACAAUUACCAAAAUAAGACAAGAUUUCAUGCAU